Molecule: messenger RNA, 433 nt
Organism: Rhinichthys klamathensis goyatoka
Lineage: Eukaryota; Metazoa; Chordata; Actinopteri; Cypriniformes; Leuciscidae
Product: COX8 domain-containing protein
Exons: 2
Coding region: 149-379 (76 amino acids)
Biological process (GO): mitochondrial electron transport, cytochrome c to oxygen
Cellular component (GO): mitochondrion
Source: RefSeq, a predicted model, not a curated record
UUCAGCAGUCCUGAGGCAGGAAACCCAGCAGUUGCACUCAGUGAACAUCCCCUCUUUCCUUCUCCCUUAACCUCUCUCUCUCUCUCUCUCUCUCUCUCUCUCUCAGACGCAACUAGACUUACUAGUGCUGACCCAUACAGCUGGAGGGAUGCUGGCCUUUCUGAGGGGAGCUGUGCAGCCAGUGACAGUCAUCAGGGCGAGGGAUAUUGUCCAGAAACGGAACUCCAGCAUCUACAGCAAGCCACCCAAAAGCAAGAUUGGACCUGGGCAAAGUUUCUUGAUUAUGUCGGUGUUUGCCGUUGCCCUCCUGGCCCCUGCCGGGUGGAUUCUGCACCACAUCCCAGAAUAUCGUCAGAGAGCAAAACCCCCACCAUCCUGAAGAAAGCACUGGUGUACCACAGACAGACCUGGCUGCCUCUAAAGCAUUAUUCAC